UGCGCGAGCCGCGGGGUGGGGCGCGCGGAAGGGCAGUCGUGAUUGGCCAGCGGCUCGGAGAAGACGCCGCCCCGGAGAAGGCUCAGGAGCACGCGGUCAGGCCCGGGGGCCAGAGGUCAAGCCCGCCCUUCGCCUCAACUCCUUCUUCGACGAUUCUGGGCCGGGCAGUGAGGGCGGCGAGAGAAAAAUGAUGGAAUCUGUGGAGGAUAAACCGGAAGAGACUUCUCAGCCAACGGAGUCCGACCAGCCAAGGGGACAGGGGGACCCCUCGGACAGCGGGAGCGAGGACAUCUUACCCGAAAUCUUUCAGCUUCUGCAGAUCGACGUAGAGGUUGAAAACCCAAAGGCGUCGGUCAGGGAAAAUGAACCGUGGGCCUCGGUAUGUACAGUGGCCAAACCUUGGCUUCAGGGCGGAUGUCGUCGUGUUAAUAAAAAGAGACGGAAGAGAAAUGUCUUACGGAAACAGAAACAUUGGGAAAAAAUCAUCGCAGCCAAAAGGAUCAAGAGAAAGCAAGCAAAGGAGAGAAGGAAAGCGAAACACGCAGGAGACCCAGAAGCCUGCCACCAGCACAGCAAACGUGUUUUGAAAGCAAUGACCCGAGAACGAUUUUUGGAGGCACGAGAUUCCGGACCCAGGCUCUGUAUAGAUUUGAGCAUGACCAACUACAUGUCUAAAAAGGAACAAAGCCGUCUGGCCGCCCAGAUUCGAAGGGUCUAUGGUUCAAACAAGAAAGCCGCCAAGCCAUUUUGGAUAUACCUCACUGGAUUCCAAGCCAACAGUACCCUGCACGAAGAGUGUUUGCGGAUGAAUGACGGAUUUUCGAAUUAUCUCAUGGACGUAACAGAGGAUGACUGCCUUAAUUUAUUUCCUUUGGAAACACUUGUGUAUCUGACUCCUGACUCCGAAAAUGUGCUUGAAGAUAUCGACGUAAACAAAAUUUACAUCCUCGGUGGACUUGUGGACGAAACCAUUCAGAAGAGGCUGACGUUUCAGAAGGCCCAAGAAAACUCCAUCCAGACCGCCCGACUGCCGAUCCAAGAGUACAUGGUCAGAAACACUAAUGCAAAGAACUACCAUUCAGAAAUACUGGCCAUCAAUCAAGUGUUUGAUGUACUGUUAACUUACUAUGAGACUCGAAGUUGGCCCGAGGCACUGAAAGCCGGAGUUGCACCCAGAAAAGGCUUUGUUCUUCAAGACUCGGUGGACACUUCGCCCUCGGGAGAUGAGUUUGGAGAGAUCGGCUCUCCUCAGUAGGGGCCCGAGAUUCUUAAGCCGGCGGCGCUACUAUUAAAGACCGGUCUCAGUCUUUAA
Molecule: messenger RNA, 1312 nt
Organism: Ornithorhynchus anatinus (platypus)
Lineage: Eukaryota; Metazoa; Chordata; Mammalia; Monotremata; Ornithorhynchidae
Gene: TRMT10B
Product: tRNA methyltransferase 10B
Exons: 9
Coding region: 188-1255 (355 amino acids)
Biological process (GO): tRNA N1-guanine methylation
Cellular component (GO): nucleoplasm; nucleus
Molecular function (GO): tRNA binding
Source: RefSeq, a predicted model, not a curated record